Molecule: messenger RNA, 1394 nt
Organism: Aspergillus pseudonomiae
Lineage: Eukaryota; Fungi; Ascomycota; Eurotiomycetes; Eurotiales; Aspergillaceae
Exons: 2
Coding region: 147-824 (225 amino acids)
Source: RefSeq, a predicted model, not a curated record
GAAUGCUUUGACUCCGCAGUCUUGGCGACCGGAGGUGAUUCGUCCGCAAUCGUCAUCAACGUGAACCGUCACUUGAUUUCCCCUUCGCGCUUCUUCUGUCUUCUCUUCUUCCGCAAUUCAAUUCAGAAAAGGCCACUCACGUCCCAAUGGGUCUCAUCAAGCGACUCCUGAAGCUCUCCACCUACGGAGGCCUUGCCUCGGCGGGCGCCUUCUUCUACACCACGCGCAAUGACGUCUUCGUACCCAUGUCGCCCACGGAUCCCAUCUUCCAAUCCGCCGCCUACCGCAAGUUCAACCCCGAACAAAACCCGACCACCCACGACCUCUGCGUGCGCAAAGUACCCCUGUCCGAGAUUAACCCAACCUUGCUAGAGAAGAAGGGCAAGCUCGCAGAAGCCUUCUGUGCUGGAGUCUGGAGCGGCUGGGGUUAUGCCUUCCAACGCGCCUACCUCGCCCGGAAAUACCAAGGUCCCGAGACUGCGAACCACCUCUGGGAACGGUCAGAGUUGAAAACCUCCACCUACGAUGUUGGCACCCUGAUCACCGACCACUUCGAGAUUCUUGAGAAGACCCCCGAGCGGAUCGUGGUCCGCUGCGGUGACAGCCCCCGCAAACAGGACGUCCGUGAAUCGGACGGUCUCUUCGAAAUGUCCGCCGUCGUCAAGCCCGAGGAAGGAGUGGCGGAGUUUGCUCUCAAGAGCUGUUUCUACCAAGGAAAAGGAAAGGCCGACAACCAGCCGAUGCCGCCGCAUAUUCUCUGGCUGCAUAAGCAGUAUACGAAAUUGUGGGCUGAGACUGCUAUCCGCAAUGUUCUCCGCCAGUGAUGAUAUCCGAUCGGAGGAGCGUGUUUGGGUGUGACCAUUAUUCAGCCGUCACUCUGUACAUAAUACCCGAUUGCGUGGUGACGUGAAAUAACACCCAUGGGUGGAAAGCGAAUAAUACCUGCCUCUUGAGGAGGCGUUCUUACACGGUUUCGGAAACUACAGAACUGGGCCCGUCGCCUAUUUUCUUCUUUCUAAUAUUACAUAUAAAUCAUAUGCCAAUCUGAUUUCUGGGGAAAGGAGGCUACGAGGGUAUGUCCUUCUCAUCUGGAGGCAAUCAUCGUCCUUUCUUUCGUCUUCGUUUACAUGGUGGUUUACAAGCUUUCUCGAAAUCGGCUUGAACAGCAGACGGUUGUUUACUAUUACCAAGCCCGCCUUAAAACCCUUGAAGGGCCGAUCGUGUUUUCAUGUUCAUAUAAAAACGAAGUAUGUGCAGAAUUGUGAUUCCAGAACAUCUGCAUAUUAUUUAUGGACAGUACAUAACCCCCAGUGGAUCUAGUCAAACAACUAUACAGUUAACCACGGAAUGCAUUUGGAAUGCCAUGGGAUGCGGCAAAAGUCACGCGGUCUACG